AUAUGAGUUAAUGAUAAUUUUUACAUUUCUUUUAGUUUUAAUUCCCAUUAUUCUUAAUGGUUGUUUUAAUUAAUGUAAUGUAAUAUAACUAAUUACUAUACAUUCUUCCCCUCACAUAUAAAAAUAAAGAAAAUGGUCCUAAAAAUUAUUUUAAAACUAAUUACUUUUUCUUCAUGUUUCUGACAGGUUUCGUAAAACAUGGUGCAUAAGACAUGGCCCAUAAAUCGUAGAAGUAUUAACUAAUUUAGGCCGAUGCAUAUGUUUGCAUUUCUAGGCUACACCUCUUCAGUUUUCUUGCCAAUGUUUUUCUAAAGCCAACAUGAUGAUAAAUUCAGAUCCAGCCCAUGAAUUUCAGCAAUACACAAAUUGCAUUUAAAAAUAGACCUUUUAUUUACAAGCCACUGAAAACUGCAACCAUGUCUGCAGCCAAGUAUAAUGCAUUUAAUAUAUUCCACUGCAACUGUACUGAUUACUCAGCUAAAUGUAGAUGCACCCUUAGCAUGUAUUGACUCGCUGCCGUUUUAAUGGCAAAUAAAUUCUGUAUGACGGAUGCGUUCUUUUAACCUUCACACCUUUUGCUUCAUCUUGGAUGUCAGGUUUGACCAACUGGCUUUUAUUCAACAGACUCUGCUGCCAUUUAUAUGAGCGAGCCGAGGAACCCUUAGAGACAAGCUGCCAUACAAUGUCAAAGUCAUAAUUUCAGUGCAUAACUGCAUCCUUGACUGUUGGACACGAGUGUGUGUGAGUGCGUGACAGUCCUUAUCACAGUCAUCAAGGUUGGGGGGGCUGUAUCCUCUAGCACUGCACGCAUGCUAUUUAUAGACUGGCUUCAGAUUCGAACAACCUGUGCAUUGAGACAUGGAAAGAGAGAGAAGGAAAAACUUUGUAAGGUUUUGUAGUGGGAAAUUAAAAUUUGCAUGUUAACAUACACUUGCAUCACUUGUUUGCCUCUCUGUCAUAUCAGAGUGAGUCACGUCCACAAGGAAUCAAGAAAAACAGGAGCUAAUUAAAUAUAGACUCUGUUGGCCUUUGCUUGAAUGGCUUGCCACGCCUUUUACUGGAGCAAAUGAGGAUCUCCUUUAGCCACUAUUUUAGCCAAACAUUUUAGCAAAUGUUCAAUGAAACAUACAUUUUGUGCCAUAUACAAGGAUGUAACCAAAUAUAGGGGAUAAAGGUUUAGUCUACAACUAUCCACUAGCCUUAAUAUUGGGAGGAACAACUAUAUGCAUGCUUUCUGUCACACACGCCCACCCCUAUGUUGACAUCUACACACCUGAUAGGAAGGGCUUGAUGAAUGCAAGGGUUUUUAGCGCUGCUGGCUCAAUGACACUAGAAGGGUUUUACUCACACAAGAAUGAACAAAGUGCUUGGAGGGACAAUGUGAGCAUUCAGAGUUGAAGGUUAUAAUCAAGUGUAGCCAUUACUGGAAGAAAAUAUCUGGCAGUAUUCAGGAUGAUUCUGCUGACUUUUAUCUGAAUUAAAGAAUUCUUCCUCCUCAUUCUAGAAUCAGCUAUGGAUAACAAGGCAAAAACACACUCUGUGUCCAGACUCUGAUUUCAAAGGAACUGGCAGAUGCUUGCUAUGGAAUAUUUUUAGACCUCUCUGAUGUCAACUAACUUUAUUUCUUUAUUGCUUCUUUGGUUUUGUCUUUCUCUAAACCAUGCUGGAAAAACCCAAAUAAGUUAUUUAAUUGAGUGCGGACAGUGAAUGGAGAUCGUCAUUUAGCAUGCAAUGAAUUUCUCAAUUGUGUUUUAGUACAAUCUGCUUGUCAUAUAUACAUCAGGGUGUCUUAACAUGGACAUAUGUAUGAUGUUAGUAAGCUUUCCUUCAAAACUCAAAUUUGCUUUUGUGGACUUCUAAUCAGCAGUAUAUGCAGCAAGCUCUUGAAAUUAUGAAUUUAAACAAUCCUUUUUGGUGAAAAACACAAGGCAGAAAAACAAGGGCUACCAAGGACGGUGCUCAGGUGCUGCUCUUAUAGCAUACAAAAAUUUGCUUAAUUUGAACAUUUGCACCUGCUUCCUGACUAUUUCACUCCUCUCAGCUGUGGCCAAGCUUCAUCUCUCAGGAUGAGCCAGAAGUCGGACUCAGACACUGAGAGCUCCCAGGCACCGGUGAUUUAUACGGUGGAGGAACUGGAGUGCAAGAUCUGCUACAAUCGUUUUGACACACGAGCCCGCAAGCCCAAGGUGUUGAGCUGCUUGCACCGGGUCUGUGCCAAAUGUCUAAAGAAGAUGGUGGAGCUGGACUCGUCUCCGAGCAUCAUCAGCUGCCCCUUCUGUCGCCAUGAGACUCAUGUCCCUGACGAGGAGAUCUGGUUGCUUCAAGAUGACAGCAACAUUUUGGCUAUUCUGACUUACCAGGACCGGGCUCGUAAGAGUGGCACCACACCCAGUGGUGAGGUCCUUUUGACACCCAAUAGCCUAAGUGGAAGCGAGCAGGCCCACAGCUCGUCCGACUGCCUCGUCAUCACAAUCAUGGAAAUCCCUGGAGAGUCACAGUCCUCUGACUCUAUGAGCAUGUUGAACAUGGUGCGCUUGUAUAGGACGGCCAGUUUGGACUCCUUGCCUUGCCACCUGCCUGUGCAGAAGUGUCGGGCUUGGACGUCUCAUUCGGUUCCUCGCUUUCUAAUGGGUUUCCUCUGCCUGGUCUACUUCAGCUCACUGCCACUGGGGAUCUACUUGCUGAUGAUCCAGCAGCUCACGAUGGGAGUGAUCUUGGUCAGCCUGGUGCCCUCCACCUUGGUCCUUUGCGUGUUCUAUGGCUUCUGCCAAUGUCUGUGCCAUGAGAUCAUGGAGGCCAUCGCCACAUAACAACCUACGUCAGUCCUUGGGCUGAUCUUUGAACUAGCAAGACCUGUAAAAGAACAAAAGCCAAAUCACUGAUGCAUAUCUACUAAUACCAGACACCGCAUUUUUUCCGUCACACCAGAUUAUACCAGCAUCUACCAGUGAACUCCUUGUAACUCACAUCACAUUGUAUGCAGGGCCAACUGUACUUGACGUUAGCAGUUAAAGCUGGAUGUAUUGAUUUUGGACUGCAUCAGAUCGCUGUGGUUUUGUAUAAUGUCUAGCUCACCCAAUGGGUCUUCAACAACUGUGAUAUAAAUAACACGCAACAGAGAAUGAAGGCCUUCCACACUGUAAUAUGGAAACCACUGGAUGUGUUCAACAAUACUAGAUGAAUUUGUUUGUUUUGUGUUAUCUUCUGCAUAUCUGUGGUAUAAUUUCAAUCGUCUCAAUGUUCUCAUUGAAGUUCCUAGUUGCCUUUGUAAGGCAUGUCAAUGGCCAAGCUGUAAUGUAUAUGUAAAAUAAGUGAAUUUGUGUUUGUCAUUGCUAUGAGAAUGAACAAAUACUUUAAAGCCACCCAUUAGAUAUUCAAUAAAGAAUCUUCCAUAUCUAAUAGAACUCCAGAUUAUACUUACCAUACUUGAUCACUGUUUGAGUAUCCACCUUUGUCCUACGUCCCAUGAUGUUUUGCGCAAAUAAUGGGAGUAACUUCUGUUUACACUAAACAAUCAGCAAAAAGUUCGCUCUAUGAACGCAAAAAGAAAGAAAAAAACUGGGUACAAUGAGGUGACAUUAUUUGACCCAGCCUUCAACCAUUGAUCAUUAAAAGUACAAAAAUGAAAUGUAUUAAAUAAAAAAAUGUAAGUUUAAAAAGCAAAAUACUUUUAACAUUCCAUGAAUAACUCCUUAAGAUCCUCCUUCUAUCCGCAGCAAUGUUACAGAUGUGUUAAAUAUCAUUAUAGGAAAAUGUGUCUUCUUAACAAUUACAUUUAACAGCAUAUUUGUGAAAACAAACCUGGAAAGAGACACGAGGAUUUGGGAAGGAUUAUUUGUAGCGCAGACUUAUGAUUGGAAAUUAUUUGUAAAGUUUUCCUUGUUAGGAAAAAGGUGGAUAGUUCUGAAAAAGGACAAAAAACAGGAUACAUUGGAUUCUUUACAAUUGGCAUCUUAAAAUGUAAUGAAUUUAGUAAUUAAUGACUCCUAAUAUAAAAAGGAAAUACUCUCCAACAUCACAAUUUUAAGUGUGUGAAGUUGAUUAUAAUUAUGACCGCGGAAUUAUGUUAGUGCCUAUUACAGCUUUGCUGUUUUGUUAACUGAAUGAGGUAAUAUUACUGGUGUUGCUCAGGAGAUUUGACCCAUGGGUGCAUACAUGAUGCAUCAAGCGACGCACAGCCUUCAAACAAGCCCAAAUAACCACAAGGGAGUCAAUAAAGGAUCUCCAUCUGUUCCACCACAAUACCGUACCACUCUCCCUGUGGACAAUUAACUUCACAUAAACCUACUUUGCACAGCACACACAUUAUUAAACACACACUCCCACAAGCACACAUAUAUACAACAACACAUAGAAAUUCAUUAUGCAUGGAUCUCUUGAUUGAAAACAUUUUCCUCCAAACACUGCAUGCGUUUCUGAGAAAAAAGAACUUUUGACAUAAUGAUCUCCAUCCCAAGGUAUUCUGGGAGCAUGGACUGCACAGUUUGGGCCUAAUUUUAACAAGUGUCCCUUAAGACCGGCCUCUAUAAAAGCUUUGGAAAAAAGAACAUAGCUGAGCAUUCAAAUACAAGGAGGUUGGCAGAAGUGUCUCCAACGGAUGUAAUCACACUUACAAACAGGACUGUCAAAACAACUCGCAAGUUUCUAAAGGCAAUGAAACCAGACGGAUUUCUUUGAGGCUCAGUUACCAGUAAGUGACUUUUUUUCUUUUAGAAAAUUGUAGGCAUACAAAUGGGUGUAGCCUCUAAAUUUAAUAUUAUCACUUUAAAAUUAUAUUAGAAAUAAGGCAAAAUGUGUUUCAAAGUGGUACAACCGUACAUAAAAGAGAAAAAUAAUUAACCAGGAUAAUGAAGGUGGCAAAUAACUUGUGUUUAAGCAAAAUAAAUGGUUAUGGUUUAUUAAUUUAAUUAGAUCGAGAGAAAAAACAAGAUUAAACAUUUUCCCAUCAUCUAGUUAAGACAAAAUCUACGCCAUAUAUAAUUUCAAAUAUUUUAGUUCAGAAUAGGCCAGACCAAUUCUGAUAUUGAGACCAACAAUAACUCUUCAAUAUUCUGCAAAGUUUAGGUCGUUCACCACAUGAGUGGUAAUGAAUCACUGGCGGCAGUCGGUGGUGGAAAUCCAAACCAGAAAGAGGCAGGUGAAUGAAUGCGAGCGGGCACAGGCCGCCCUGAGCAAAGUGACAGCCUGCUUCCAGCAAAUGGCCAACUUCUUGGGGAGCAACAUGGAUAGGAGCUUCCUUAGAGAGGAGCUGGAAGAAACCAGGACAGCAGCUCAUAAAAUAUGCUCAGGUAAGACUGGACAAGAACAAACAGAAGACAAGCAAGAAACAGUUUGCCAAUGAUAGUGGUGCAGAAAUUUUCAGUUGCCCUUUUAUUAUUUUUCUGCACUGCAAAAACUAGUGGCUGGUCAUAUUAAAUUACGCCACAUUCAAACUGUUGAGACUUGACUUGAUCGACUCAUGUUUCAGGGCUUCACCGGAGGCUGCUAAGUCUGCUGACAGAAAUGGAGCAAGGACAAGAGGACAAAGAACAGGCUGAACGACUUUGGGUGAUCUUCUUGUCCAGUUUGGAAAACUUCCAGCAGGACCUACAGAAGGUCAAAGUCUUGCGAGAGUUAUUCCCUCUGAUCUAGCACAAAGAACGACAAGCCCUCAUCAACGCAGGUUAUGUGGGUGGAACUUCGGAAAUGGCAGCUCGGGCAGCCAUAGUGCAAACACCAUGGUUAUCAGUAGAGGAGACUGCAAGCCCAGACCUGAAGCAGCACAUAAUGGAGAUUGAUGUUCAGCUUGAAGAAAUGUUUCAAAGAGUUAAUAUUCCACUGUGGUCUAUUGAACCCACACAAAAAGCCUGGGUAGAAGGCAUUUCGACCCAAGAAAGUAGGCAAGAAGAGGAUGAAAGCUUAGAAGACAUCAUGGAAGUGGAGUCUCAAAAUAAUACAUUAGGUUGUUGCAAUCACCACAACUGCAAAGUAGGCUGUCUACUAUGUCUGCUUAGCCAAGUUCUGACACUAAGUUAAAGACAAGUUUUGAAAUUGAGACAAUCUACAAUAACUUUUGUCCAAUAACAUUGGUUACGAUAGUUUACCAUAAUACUCUAAAAACCUUAAAACACAACAUUAUUGGCUGAUCAGUUGUGCACUACAAUGCUUUUAUAUUAUAUAUCAAAAAGAGAAAGAAAACAAAUCCCUAACACUGUGCAAGAUUAGUUUUCUUUAUCCUAUAGUUUUGAUCUUUUUGGUCCGUCUCCUACGCACCCAUCAAUUGUCAUCAGGUGUGCAGAGAUUGAUUGUUCAUAUACGAUUUCAAAAGUGAAAUAAAAUUCAUUCUGGUCGUAUUUUCCCUCCCUUUACUCCAAUAAUUAGCAAAAACUCAAUUCAAUCAGCAUUUUAUUUAGGACAACAUUGAAAAAUAUACACAGAAACCCAAUACAGAAAAUUUACAUU
Molecule: messenger RNA, 6441 nt
Organism: Carassius auratus (goldfish)
Lineage: Eukaryota; Metazoa; Chordata; Actinopteri; Cypriniformes; Cyprinidae
Product: E3 ubiquitin-protein ligase RNF182-like
Exons: 2
Coding region: 2067-2810 (247 amino acids)
Source: RefSeq, a predicted model, not a curated record